AUAUAAAUCAAGGCUAAGAACCUUACUUGUUGACACCCAUAUACACAAAGCAUGGCACCUCUUUCCCUUUCAAUCAUCUUACUUGCUACAUUUACAACUUUCUGUACUCUGAAUGUUUCAGGUUCUUCAGAUGAAGUUAAUGCUCUCCUAAAAUGGAAAGCAACACUCCAUAGCCAAAAUACCAAUACCCUUCUACCUUCUUGGACACAAGAUCUUAAUCUCAAUAUUUCUGCUCAAAAAACAGUGUCUCCAUGUAACUGGCUUGGUGUUUCAUGCAAUAAAGAUGGCAGCAUAAACAGAUUGAACCUUUCGUCAUCAGGUUUAAUUGGUACGCUUGAUCACUUGUCCUUCUCCUCGUUACCAAAUCUUGCGUAUUUUGAACUUAGUUUUAACAAUUUUUCUGGGAUUAUCCCAUCUGAAAUCGGCCAACUGUCAAAACUUGUUUAUCUUGAUCUGUCCAGAAAUCAGUUCACCGGAAUAAUCCCAACUGAAAUCGGCCACCUGUCAAAACUUGUUUAUCUUCAUUUUAAUCAAAAUCAGUUUAAUGGUUCUAUUCCUCAAAGCAUUUGUCAAAUGAGAUUACUUUCUGGGCUUGCAUUGGCUAAUAACAAUCUUCAUGGUUCGAUUCCAACCUGUUUGGGUCAGUUAUUAAAUUUGCGUUAUGUUUAUCUGGAUAGUAACAGUAUCUCUGGUUCAAUUCCUACCUCUUUUGGUCAGUUAUUGAAUUUGCAUUCUCUUUUUUUGAGCGAUAACAAUAUUUCUGGCUCAAUUCCACAUGAAUUGGGAAAUCUAUACAAUCUAGAGGAGCUUUAUAUGAACAAUAACACUCUAACUGGAUCUAUCCCAGACACUUUGGUCAAUCUGAAAAAUCUAACCGACUUAAUUCUAUACCAGAAUCAAUUGAAUGGAUCAAUCCCAAGAGAAAUAGGUAACAUGACUUCACUCAUAUGGCUAGAGCUACAAUUGAACAAUCUCACUGGUCCCAUCCCUUCCUCUCUAGGCCAACUCAAAUCCGUUGUUGAUAUUCAUCUCUACUCUAACAAAUUUUCUGGUCCCAUCCCUCAAGAGUUAGGAAGCUUGACAUCUCUUUCUAGUCUGCAUUUAGCAUUCAAUGAACUCAAUGGUUCCAUUCCAAGUUCAUUUGGUAACCUACAAACCUUAGAAAUAUUGUAUCUUAACGAUAAUCAACUUUCCGGUUAUAUUCCACGGGAAUUAGGAAAGCUGAAGUUGGUCGUUAUUGAAUUGACAAACAACAAUCUUUCUGGUAGUUUGCCUGACGAAAUCUGCGACGGUAGGAUGCUUGGAUAUCUUGGUGUUGUUAAUAAUAAGCUAACAGGUCGAAUCCCAAAGAGCUUGUACAACUGCACGAGCUUGAUCCGAGUCCGUUUGGAUGGAAACCAGAUUACCGGAGAUGUUUCUGAGAGCUUCGGUAUCUAUCCAAACCUCAACUACAUCAAUCUCAAUGAUAACAAACUUUACGGUAAAAUAUCAGACAACUGGAGUAAGUGCAGAAACUUAACCACGAUACAGAUGGGAGGGAAUCGAAUCCAAGGUAACAUACCUCCUUCCCUUGGAAACUCGAUUCAGUUGGGACUUCUUAACCUUUCCUUCAAUAAUUUUGUGGGAGAGAUACCCAAAGAAUUUGGAAGGUUAACUCGCAUGGUAAAGCUUGUUUUAAGCAAUAAUAGACUUUCUGGUGUAGUGCCACAAGAUCUAGGAUGGCAAAUUGAACUUCUUGAUCUGUCCAUGAAUAAGUUGAAGGGGUCCAUUCCAUCUUCUCUCGAGCAAUGCACAAAACUCCAUUUCUUAAACCUAAGCAACAAUGAAUUAACUGGUGAAAUCCCUGUCCAAUUAGGUAGAUUGGUCCAGUUGUCUGCUCUUGAUUUGAGUCAUAAUUCACUCAUCAAAGAGAUACCUUCAGGGCUUUCAAGUAUGAGUAUCUUGGAAACUCUAUAUCUCUCUCACAACAAACUCUCAGGUUACAUUCCAAAGAGUUUCGGAUCGAUGAAUUCGUUGGUGAACAUUGAUCUUUCAUAUAAUCACUUACGAGGUCCCCUUCCCAAAAGCAAAGCGUUUAUAAAUCUUACAAUAGAAGCAUUGCAAGGGAAUGAUGAUUUGUGUGGAAAUGUUAGUGGAUUAAAACAGUGUGCAUUAGAAAGUCCUAUCCCAAAUCGAAAACACAAUCUCGCACUCCUGAUUUCGCUUCCACUUCUUGGAGCUCUUUUACUUGGCACUCUAAUGGCAAUGUUCGUUUUCUAUAAUUGGAGACCAAAGGGGCUGCCACCGACACCGCAUGUGGACGAACAUAAAGAUGGAAAUAACUUCUUUUCGAUUUCAACUUUCAAUGGAAGAGAGACAUAUGACGAAAUCCUCAGUCUAACCCAGGGGUUUAACGAAGCAUAUUGCAUUGGAAGGGGAGGAUGUGGAAGUGUGUACAAAGUGAAGUUGUCAUCUGGUGAUACAAUUGCUAUAAAGAGACUCCACUCGUCUUCUCAGGUGAUUAAUCACGAUGAAUUCGUAAAUGAGAUUAAAGCAUUGACAAGAAUACGACACAGAAACAUCGUUAAGCUACUUGGCUACUGUUCGCAUUCUCAAAACUCGUUUCUGGUUUACGAGUAUCUACAAGGGGGUAGUCUUGCUGAAGUUUUACAUGCUCAACUUUUGGAUUGGACGAUGAGGGUGAACAUUAUCAAAGGUGUUGCAUACGCCUUAUCGUAUAUGCAUCAUGAUUGUUCACCUGCUAUCAUUCAUCGUGACAUAUCAAGCAAAAACAUUUUGCUUGAUUCUGAGUACGAAGCUUGUGUUUCGGAUUUUGGUACCUCCAAAAUUCUGAACCCAGAUUCAUCGAAUUGGACUAACAUUGCAGGAACAUUUGGAUACCUUGCACCAGAACUGGCUUACACAAUGAAGGUAACAGAAAAGUGUGAUGUAUAUAGUUUCGGGGUUCUGGUGAUGGAAAUCCUCAAAGGACAGCAUCCAGGUGAUAUCAUUACUUCUCUAGCAUCUACAACAACUGAAGCAGUCAAGCUCACAGAUUUAGUGGAUCAUCGACUUUUGGUUCCACUCCCUGAAGUCAAAGAAGUUAUAACGUCAAUAUUGAUCCUAGCCAUUAAAUGCGUUAAUUCAAACCCUGAAAUAAGGCCUACAAUGCUGGAAGUUUCUCAAAAAAUUGCAUGUGUUAUUUCCGACAUGUAUAAGGGCGCUGAUGUGUAGUGUCAUAUAUUGGUUUUCAUGAUGGUUUAUGUAUACGGUGUUUAUAGUCUAGUUUAUCGAGUCAGUGUUAUCAAAAUUACUCUACAUAUUUGAUCUUGUAAGGGUAAUUUUAUAUAAUAUCAUAAUUACUCUAUAAAUGAUCUUUUAGGGUAAUUUUGAUCU
Molecule: messenger RNA, 3375 nt
Organism: Helianthus annuus (common sunflower)
Lineage: Eukaryota; Viridiplantae; Streptophyta; Magnoliopsida; Asterales; Asteraceae
Product: MDIS1-interacting receptor like kinase 2
Exons: 2
Coding region: 52-3213 (1053 amino acids)
Biological process (GO): protein phosphorylation
Molecular function (GO): protein kinase activity; ATP binding; protein binding
Source: RefSeq, a predicted model, not a curated record